Meloidogyne enterolobii is the source of this 880-nucleotide messenger RNA. The record is from the annotation of a GenBank genome assembly. Lineage: Eukaryota; Metazoa; Nematoda; Chromadorea; Rhabditida; Meloidogynidae.
UGAUGAAUAUAUUUAUAUUAUUUAUACAUUCGAGUGCCUAUUACAACAACAACAAUUUUUCUCCAAAAAAACUUUUUUUCUUCUUUAUUCUUUUUAAUUUAAAUAUAUCAUUAAUUAAUUCAAAAAUUUGUUUGUCUUCUUUAAAUGAAGAAAAUGAAGAAACUAAAAGUUUAACUAAAAGUAUAAAAAUAUGUCCAGAUUUUAAAGAUGAACCAGAAGAAAUUGCUUGUUGUCCUUCACAAAUAACUAGUGGAUCUUUCUUUUGUUGUACAGAACAACACAAAAAUGAGUUAGAAUCAGAAUUAGCAUCAGAAGCUAGAAAGAAAUUUAUUUCAGGACAUAUUCCAGAACUUGUACUUUUAAUUUUGGCAUUAAUAUUUUUAUUAUUUAUUUGUUGCUCUUAUUUAUGUAGACGAACUCGAUUUUGUCCUUUAUUGCAUAGAAGAAAAGCUAGUAGUAAUUCUAAUAUAUUAAUUGGAAGAUCAACAUGCUCAGCUGCCGAUUCAGCAGAAUUUUCUUGCCGUCCACAAUUUAAUAAUACACAACAACAACAAAGACGCUCAUUUCAACGUCCAUACCAUCAUUACCAAAUAGCCUCUUCUUAUCAACAAGCUAGUAGCCGUCCAUUAUUUAAUAAUACAAUAAAUAAUUUUGAAAAAGAAUGUGAACCUCCACAACCACCUCCUCCACCACAACAACCCCCACCUCCAUAUAGCUCAGUAAUUGCUUCAGCACCUACAGCCUCUCUUUUCUCUUUUGAAUCACGUCAAAAUAGAUUAAAUACACAACGAGAACAACAACAAAGAGCAUCUUUAAAGAAGAAGAUGAAGAAGAGGAGGAGGAAGAAGGAGAAGAACAGGAAGUUGUUGAAAUAACUUCA